AUGCUUGCUAUCCCAACAAUUGGACUGACAGUCACCGCAUGUCUUGGUACGUUGCCAUCCACGCGAAACCUUACCAUACCAGUACUAAUGAUCACAUUAGCGACCGAACGCUACAAUUUCAAUCGACACAUCUGGGACGUCCAUCCCGACAAGUACGUCCCAGAGCGCCAAGUAACCUUCGCCCUCUACGCUUUGUAUAUUGUGGCAGGAGGGAUGAUCAAGAUAUCCAUCCUGCUCUUCUACCGCCGUCUCGACUCACGCUCCAUAACGAAGAGUUUCCGCAUCGCAACAUGGCUUAACAUCGUUGCCAUCGCCAUCUUCUCUAUCGCAUUCGUCAUCGUCCUCUUCACAGCCUGCACACCGUUUACCGCUUUCUGGUACCAAUUCGAUAUUACCAAGCAGCUCACAGGAUACGCAUACCAUUGCUGGAUCGAUGAAGCGGCAGACCUUCUAUCAGCGAGUAUAAUAAGCGCUGUACAAGACGCCAUCGCCGCUUUCCUUCCCACAAUCCUAUAUUGGAACCUACACAUCCCGCGUCGCCAAAAGAUUGCCCUGGGCGCCAUCUUCGCUCUCGGUUACCUCGUCUGCAUCGUCGCAGGCGUACGCUCCUACUUCGUGUGGCGCACCUUCAACAGCCCCCUUUACGAUUCAACCUGGGAAUCCUGGCCCGCAUGGCUACUCUGCGUGCUGGAAAUUCAACUCGGCGCCAUCUGCGCGAGUGCGCCCGCCCUCAAAGUCUUCCUGUCGCAUUACUUCAAGGUGGCAACAAGUAUGUACAGCGGAUCUAGCCAAGGCACGACGCAUGCCAGCAUUCAGAAGGGUGGUGGUGGUACCUGGUGGAAGUCGGCCAGUUCAGGGACGUCGGGGUCAAGAGGGACCAUGGCUUCGAGGGUGGAUAGGGAUGGGUAUAUUCGGGAACCGGGCAAUGCGCAUAUGGUCGAUGAAGAGGGGGGCAUUGUGCUACAAGAUACGAAGAGGUCUGAUGGACGGACGGAGAGCAUCGAGACUUUCAUCUACUUCUGA
This is a messenger RNA of Alternaria ethzedia, 1023 nucleotides long. RefSeq lists its product as uncharacterized. The record is from RefSeq and is a predicted model, not a curated record. The transcript has 2 exons. Bases 1 to 1023 code for a protein of 340 amino acids. Lineage: Eukaryota; Fungi; Ascomycota; Dothideomycetes; Pleosporales; Pleosporaceae.